Arxiozyma heterogenica is the source of this 1602-nucleotide messenger RNA. RefSeq names its product Van1p (gene VAN1). The transcript has a single exon. NCBI's taxonomy places the organism in Eukaryota, Fungi, Ascomycota, Saccharomycetes, Saccharomycetales, Saccharomycetaceae. The record is from RefSeq and is a predicted model, not a curated record. Bases 1 to 1602 code for a protein of 533 amino acids. Gene Ontology annotation, biological process: cell wall mannoprotein biosynthetic process; protein N-linked glycosylation. Gene Ontology annotation, cellular component: mannan polymerase complex. Gene Ontology annotation, molecular function: alpha-1,6-mannosyltransferase activity.
AUGGCGUUUUUGAAUUGGAGGAAAGGCAAAACAGACCAUCAUUUACCAACUUAUAAUGAUACUAAGAAAUCAGAUGACAAUUCUAACCAAUUGGGAACUUCAAAAAAAUUAAAACCAAGAAAGAAACUUUUAGUUCCCUUCAAUAUUAAUAAACUAAAUAGUAAAAAAACUCUAUUGUCAUUAAUUGGAUUAAUUGGAGUCAGCUUUAUCUUGUUCAAGUAUAUUAUCGUACCAUUGUGUUUAUAUUUGAAUACCCCUUAUGACAUACAUCAGUAUAUUGCCAAUUUGCAAAAGAAAGAAGACAAUACAAAAACAAAUUAUAAAACAACAAUUUUAACUGAAAAGGAAUACUAUGAUUAUGAUUUCGAAACUAUAGAUCAUAAUAUAAUCAGUAAAUUUGAUCAAGGUAUACCAAAUUAUUUAUUAUCCCAAUUUGGUUCCGAUAGAAUUGAUAAUCUAGAAAAUAAAAAAGUUUAUGAUUUUGAAUUAAGCCAAUUAUACGACUCAACAAUUGAGUUAUAUGAUCUAUCCAAAUUUAAUGGGAAUCCAAACGGAGAAGAGCAAAGAGAUCAUAUCUUACUAUGCGUACCUUUAAGAGAUGCUGAAGAAGUCUUACCUUUAAUGUUUAGAAAUUUAAUGAACAUAACAUAUCCACACGAAUUAAUUGAUUUGGCAUUCUUAGUUAGUGAUUGUUCUGAAGGCGAUAACACUUUGCAAGCUUUAAAGACAUAUGUGCAACAUUUGCAGAAUGGAACUCUAAGUGAUGUGUUAAAAGAUAUUGAUAUUGUCCAAAAUUACAUUAAUUCAAACACAAACAAGAAACUUUAUUUAAAAUAUAUGACACAAGAAUAUUUGGAAAAAGUUAAAAAAGCAUUUUUACCACCAUAUCAUGAUAAUUAUGACAAACCAUUCAGAUCAGUUCAAAUCUAUGAAAAAAAUUUUGGUCAAGUUAUUGGUCAAGGUUUUAGUGAUAGACAUGCAGUUAAAGUUCAAGGUAUCAGAAGAAAAUUGAUGGGUCGUGCUAGAAAUUGGUUAAUGGCAAAUGCUUUAAAACCAUAUCAUGCGUGGGUUUAUUGGAGAGAUGCAGACGUAGAAUUUUGUCCUGGUUCAAUCAUACAAGAUUUGAUGAAUAAAAAUUAUGAUAUCAUGGUUCCAAAUGUCUGGCGACCAUUACCUGGCUUUCUAGAUGGUCAACAACCCUAUGAUCUGAAUUCUUGGAUGGAAUCAGACGAAGCAUUAAAAUUAGCGAAAACUUUGGAUGAAGAUGAUGUCAUUGUUGAAGGUUAUGCAGAAUAUCCAACAUGGAGAGUACAUUUAGCAUAUAUUCGUGAGGCUACCGGUGAUCCAAACCAGGUUGUUGAUCUAGAUGGCGUGGGUGGUGUUUCAAUUCUUGCCAGAGCAAAAUUAUUCAGAAAUGGCAUUCAUUUCCCUGCAUUCACAUUUGAAAAUCACGCUGAAACAGAAGCUUUUGGUAAAAUGGCAAAGAAAAUGGGGUAUAAAGUUGGUGGCUUACCACAUUACACAAUAUGGCAUAUCUAUGAACCAAGUGAUGACGAUCUUAGAGAAAUUGCAAAUAGAGAAAGACCUAAUAAAAAAAAUUAA